Caenorhabditis bovis is the source of this 738-nucleotide messenger RNA. NCBI's taxonomy places the organism in Eukaryota, Metazoa, Nematoda, Chromadorea, Rhabditida, Rhabditidae. The record is from the annotation of a GenBank genome assembly.
AUGGCCCGUACCAAGCAAACCGCCCGCAAAUCGACUGGAGGAAAGGCUCCAAGAAAGCAAUUGGCCACCAAGGCUGCCCGUAAAUCGGCCCCAGCCACCGGUGGAGUCAAGAAGCCACAUCGCUACCGUCCAGGAACCGUCGCUCUUCGUGAAAUCCGUCGUUACCAGAAAUCGACUGAGCUCCUCAUCCGCAAGUUGCCGUUCCAGCGACUUGUUCGUGAGAUCGCUCAAGAUUUCAAGACUGAUCUUCGCUUCCAAUCGUCGGCUGUUAUGGCUCUUCAGGAGGCCGCCGAGGCCUACUUGGUCGGUCUUUUCGAAGACACCAACUUGUGCGCCAUUCACGCCAAGCGUUUCAACCAAUUCGCCAUGGCACCACCAAAACCGUCUGCUAAAGGAGCAAAGAAAGCCGCCAAGUCCCAGAAGCCCCGUGAUGGAGCCAAGAAGAGACACAACAAGAGAAAGGAGUCGUACUCGACCUACAUCUACCGUGUUCUCAAGCAAGUCCAUCCAGACACCGGAGUCUCGUCGAAGGCUAUGUCGAUCAUGAAUUCGUUCGUGAACGACGUUUUCGAGAGAAUCGCCGCUGAAGCUUCCCGAUUGGCCCACUACAACAAGAGAUCGACCAUCUCGUCUCGCGAAAUCCAAACCGCGGUCAGAUUGAUCUUGCCGGGAGAAUUGGCGAAACACGCCGUUUCGGAAGGAACCAAGGCUGUCACCAAGUACACCUCCAGCAAGUAA